CCACACAUGUUUGAGAAAAAACAAACGGGUUUCAUCUGUCAAGCUACUGUCGUAUCAUCACCUUCAUACUUUUACAACGUGGCACUGAGGAAUCGCGCCAAGCAAAGCGAUGAGAACUCUUCGAUUGGCCCUGAUACAACUUGCGGUAACCGAUGAUAAAGCAACAAACAUCUCUCGAGCAAUCGCCUUUGUUGAACGAGCAAAACAACGCGGUGCCGACGUCGUUGCACUGCCAGAGUGCUUCAACUCACCUUAUGGAACCGCACAUUUUUCAAAUUUCGCUGAAAAUAUUCCUGCGGGUGAGACAAGCCUUGCCUUAUCAGCUGCAGCUAAAAUUAACGAAAUUUGCAUAAUCGGUGGUUCCAUCCCGGAAAGAGAUGGGGGACAAUUGUUCAACACUUGCACCGUCUGGGAUUCCCAAGGAAAAUUCAUCGGGAAAUACAGAAAGAUGCAUUUGUUCGACGUAGACAUUGAAGGAAAAAUAUCAUUCAAAGAAAGUGACACCCUCACCGCUGGCGAUGAGCUACUUACGUUUCAAGUCAAAGGCUGGAAGGUCGGCUUAGGGAUCUGUCACGACAUCCGGUUCGAAGAGUUGGCUCGUUUGUACCGUAAUUUAGGGUGUCAAUUGAUGAUUUACCCCGGUGCUUUUGAAGUGACUGUAACUGGACCGUUGCAUUGGUCUCUUCUGCAAAGAUCUCGUGCCAAUGACGCCCAGCUUUAUGUUGCCGGUGUAUCUUCGGCCAAAGUAGAUGGUUCUGGGUUCGAAACUUAUGGUCACACGCAGCUGACGGAUCCCUGGGGAAAGGUGCUUAACGAGUUGGAGUUCGCGGAAGAUAUGAUUGUUGCUGAUAUAGAUAUGACAGUUGUUGAUGAGGUCAGGACCCAGAUUCCCAUUUUUGGUCAACGACGUGACGACUUAUAUGAGACUGCCUGGAUAAAAAAUUAAUACGAACGCCGGAGAAGUUUUGGUCAAUAUAUAUAUAUAUAUAUAUUUUUUAUACAGCGAAUUUAAAUUAUAUUAUUGCUCAUAUCCUUGAAACAUUGACAAUUAAAAAUGCGUACUAUAAGUAAUGGAAAAAUAUUAUCCAUUUGCAUAGUUAAACUUUCGAAGCUGUUCGAUUUUUCGCAAGUUUUUGUACCUUAUCAGCACGUUUUUUUUUAUUUUCCAGAUUACUCAAUAUAAUACAAUGAAUUUAGAAUGUUCAUUUAUACGUAAAAGGCCCCUUGAUGAUCCUUGAUAAAUCUCAAUCAAACUUAAUAGUUAAUGUUUCAACAUGUUAUUACACUCCUUCGCAUGUUACAUGAUAUAUAUGUUAUU
This is a messenger RNA of Diprion similis, 1318 nucleotides long. RefSeq names its product omega-amidase NIT2-like. Gene Ontology annotation, molecular function: omega-amidase activity. NCBI's taxonomy places the organism in Eukaryota, Metazoa, Arthropoda, Insecta, Hymenoptera, Diprionidae. Bases 110 to 946 code for a protein of 278 amino acids. The record is from RefSeq and is a predicted model, not a curated record. Gene Ontology annotation, biological process: oxaloacetate metabolic process; L-glutamine metabolic process. The transcript is spliced from 6 exons. Gene Ontology annotation, cellular component: mitochondrion.